AUGAGUGUCGAAGAAAUUUUGAGACAUUCGAACUAUUCCAUGUUGGAAGGAAAAAUUGAUAACCGGAUCAUAUCCUGUCUACAGGGAAUGGGAUUUGAAAAACCAACAGAAAUUCAGGCAAAGGUUAUACCUCACAUGUUACUUGGGGUAGAUGUUAUUGCUGGAGCUAAAACUGGGAGUGGGAAAACUUUAGCUUUUCUUAUACCACUUGUAGAUAAUUUAAUAAGAAAUAAUUUCUCCAAAGUGCAUGGUACCGGAAGUAUUAUUAUUUCUCCAACUAGAGAAUUGGCACUUCAGACUUACAAUAUAUUGAAGCAAUUGCUUAUAAACAUAAAAAUGUCUCAUGCCUUAAUCGUUGGUGGUGUUAAGAAGUCAAAAGAAUUAUUAUCUUUAAAGAAAGGUGUUAAUAUAAUCGUCGGAACUCCUGGAAGAAUUUUGGACCAUUUAGAGAAUACUAAGGAAUUCAACUGUCAAAACUUAAAAUGUCUCAUAUUAGAUGAAGCGGACAAGUUGCUUGAGGCUGGGUUUGAAAAACAUAUUACUGGGAUAAUUAAACAUUUACCAAAGAAUAGACAAACUGGGCUCUUUAGUGCAACAAUAGAUGAAAGAGUUAAAAACCUCGCAAGAGUCACUCUCAGAGAAAAGCCUACAUCGGUGAUAGUUAAAGAUGAGAUACAAUCUACAGUUGCGGGACUAAAACAAGGAUAUUUUAUUUGCCCUGUUGAAAAGAGGAUACCAUGGUUGUUCAAAAUGCUUAAAAGAGCAAGAAAAUUAAAAGUUUUAGUUUUCUUUUCAUCUUGUAAAUCUGUCGAUUUUCAUUAUGAAUUCUUUAAAAAAUGUUGUAAGGGAGACAUUUUACAUAUUCACGGAAAGCUUAGUCAGUCUAGAAGAAAGGAAGCAUAUGAAAACUUUGUAGAAACUAAAAGUGGUAUCCUGUUUUGCACAGAUGUUGCUGCUAGAGGUUUAGACAUUCCAGCAGUUGACUGGGUUGUACAAUUUGAUCCGCCUUCAGAUGUUAAGGAAUAUAUCCACAGAGUUGGUCGCACCGCUCGAGGUAUAAAUAAUCACGGGAACGCUGUAAUUCUGCUAAGACCAGAGGAGGAAUGCUUUACAAACUUUCUAGAAAAGGAAAAAGUUUAUUUAGAUAAAUAUACAUUUGAUUUCUCUGAAGAAGUGCAAAACAUGCUGGAAGACAUUAUACAAAGCAAUGGUGUCAUGAAAGUCUUAGCUCGGAAAGCAUAUUUAUCAUUUCUGAGAUGCUAUAAAAAGCACCCAUUGUCUAAGGUGUUCAACAUUAAGAGUUUAGAUUUGAAAUUAGCUGCAAAAGCUUUUGGAUUUUUAGAACAGCCACAUGUGGAUUUUUUGCAAAACAAAUCCAAGAAAAAACUAUGA
Leptosia nina is the source of this 1392-nucleotide messenger RNA. The record is from the annotation of a GenBank genome assembly. NCBI's taxonomy places the organism in Eukaryota, Metazoa, Arthropoda, Insecta, Lepidoptera, Pieridae.